Messenger RNA from Diorhabda sublineata, 6995 nucleotides. RefSeq names its product sorting nexin lst-4-like. The transcript has 8 exons. Gene Ontology annotation, cellular component: plasma membrane; cytoplasmic vesicle. NCBI's taxonomy places the organism in Eukaryota, Metazoa, Arthropoda, Insecta, Coleoptera, Chrysomelidae. Bases 478 to 2094 code for a protein of 538 amino acids. The record is from RefSeq and is a predicted model, not a curated record. Gene Ontology annotation, biological process: endocytosis; endosomal transport; plasma membrane tubulation. Gene Ontology annotation, molecular function: protein binding; phosphatidylinositol binding.
AAUUGUUAUUCAGUUCACAUUAAAAUGCAUAUCGGUGAUCAACAUUAUCCGAAUAAAGUGCAUUUACAUUACAAUUUUAGCGAGUACUAAGUAGAAAGCAAAAGAAAAAAUAAUAACUUUGUACACAAACUCACGUGGUUCGAUUACACGCGGUCCAAGUAAACCUAACCAACAGAAUUAAACGCCAGUUAGUUACUCAAUAUCCAGUAGACAACAACAUUAUUGCGCGUCCGAACGUUUUGACAUUGAAAAAUCUCGCUGUAUGAUCGAUUUUUUGUUAGUUUAGUGAAUUUUUCUCAAAUCUGCAAACGCAAAAGAAUAUGAUAUCAUCAGUGACGGUAGUAUUUAGCAAAAUCCAAAACUGUUUUGCUAUAAUUCGUCUAUGUAAUAAAUUUAAUCGUGACUAAAUAAACAACAGGCUGUUCGAAGACGACAUCAAACAAAGAAUAGGUACUUGAGUUGUAUUAGUUACUAAAAAUGAGUUCGUUUAAAGUCAAGGUUCUGUACGAUUUUCAAGGAGAGGCCAAUACUGCAGAAAUGAGUAUUGUUGCAGGUGAAACUUUAACUGUAACAAGAACUGAUGUAGGAGAAGGUUGGUGGGAAGGUUUUAACAGCAAAGGCCAAUCUGGUCUCUUUCCUGAAGCUUAUGUAGAAAAAAAUAUUUCAUCCCACCCUCCAAAUAUUCCAGCACCAGUCUUGCCACCUCAGAAUGACUGGGGGGACUCAAAUCAAAAAGACGAUUGGGAUGAUGAUGAUGACUGGGAUGAUGACACUGUGUACUCUGAAGUUGGAAACAAUCAUGGUCAACAUCAGAUCUACAGUAAUGAACCAAACCAAAAUCAGAUAUCUCACCACUUUGAUAACAUGUCUCUGGGUGGUGUUAGUACAACAGGUGAUAAUAAAGGAACAGUUACGAAGAAAAGUUUGAACAUAUUUUCCUCAUAUGUCAAAAGUGGAUUAGAAGGAUAUAUAUUAGGAAAUUCUGCGAAUUUACCAGUAGCCAAUAAAAAAUUUGUCAUUUUUCGAGAUAGCGACGAUAUUUUAGGAAGAUGGGAAGUGAUUUCGAACCCAUAUACAGUUCAAAUAGCAUCUCCAAAGAAAGCGUCCAAAAUGGGAGGAUUAAAAUCAUUCAUAGCAUAUCAGUUGACCCCAUCUUUUUCAAAUGUGGAAGUUUCUAGGAGAUAUAAGCACUUUGAUUGGCUACAUGAUAGGUUAACAGCAAAAUUUAAUGUUAUAGCUAUACCUCCCUUACCGGAUAAGCAGGUAUCUGGCAGAUAUGAAGAACAGUUCAUAGAACACAGAAGAGCACAACUUCAGGAAUUUAUAAAUUACAUGUGUAGACAUCCGGUACUAAGUACAUGUGAAGUAUGGCUUCAUUUUCUCACAUGUACUGAUGAAAAACAAUGGAAACAGGGUAAAAGGAAUGCUGAAAGGGACCAGUUAGUAGGCGCCAAUUUUUGUAUGUCAAUUGAAGCGCCAGAAAAGGAUAUUUUAGCUUCUUUGUCUGAACCAAAAAUAGAAGAAAAUCUCAAUUAUAUGAUAAGAUUGGAUCAAUGUAUUAAAAAUUUAAUGAAUACGGCCCAAGAUCAACACAAAAAAUGUAUUAAUAUGUAUAAAAGGGAAUUUAUGAGGAUAGGAGAGUGUUUCUUCGCGCUAGGAUCGGCUUUUGAGUACAAUCAGCAAGGAAUGUACUCAAAAGCUUCUGUAGAUGUUAAAAAUAUUGGAACAACUUAUAUGGCAAUCGGAAAACUAUACGGAGAACAAGCAAAAAUAGAUUGGCAACCUUUAUUUGAUAAACUUUAUAUUUACAAAGGCAUUACGAACGACCUCCCAAAUAUACUCAAUCUACAAAAACUCUCCGAACAAAAGAAAAAAGAAUGCGAACGUAAUUCUCAAGGACCACAAAGUGCUAUAGCAGAUAUUAGAAGAAGAGCUGAUGUUUUGACUUACACAGUAUUUGCCGAAUUAAAUCAUUUUCAACAAGAACGCGAUACCGAUUUACGACUAACAAUGAGAACUUUCUUGCAGGAACAAUUGAAUUUUUAUAAAAAUAUUGUAAUGAAAUUAGAAGAAACACUAGAUAAAUUUGAUUGAAAUUAUAACUUCUUGCCCAGUGUUAAAUAGUAUACAGGUUAACCAAAAAUUAUUUUUUGGUUAAUUACAGGAAAUAUCUAGUUCUUUAAUAAAUUGAAGAUAUUUUUCAACAGUUCGAGGUAUUGGAAACUGUGAAAAUUUCUCGAUUGACGACGAAUUUUUUUUUCGUCUACCUGUAAUCAACAUUUUCAACUAGAGUGAAAAAAAAAUAAUCUGGAACCAAAAGAAAUAAUGUUUUAAUGUGGCGAUUCACAAAAAGAAUUAUCCGAUAUUGGUCACAAAGAAUCCAAAAGGGAAUAUUUUCAUCAAAAGAAGCAAGCUUUUUGUAUAUUAAGCAUAUUAUAUCUACUGUUUCUAAUAUCCUAGAUAAUAUGAAAAAUUUAAAACCAAAAAAAUAUACAAACCAGUGAAUUUUAUUGAAUUUAUUUUCAAUAUGAAAAUAUUUUCUAUUAUGUUGGUUUGUGUGGUUAUACAAAAUGAAUCUUAUGAUACUAAACACACUUUUUACACUACCACAAUACCAACAAUCAUAAUUACACUGUCCAAGGUAAACUCAACCUUCAGUCUCUGAAGACGAUAACUUGGUUAUCGAAACGCGUCAGACAGUGUAAUUGUGAGUGGUGGUGUAAACAGUGUAUUCAGUUUGAAUAUCACCAACUGUUCAAAAAAUUCUUACUUAAAACUUAAAACCUUACGAAAAAUUGUGAACGUAAAUAAAAACUCAUUUGUUAGGAAUUUUCUUACAAGACUAUUUGAGUGCUAGAGAUUCAGCCUGACAUCAGUAUAGAGACAUGUGAUUUUUUGAUACUUAUGAAACGACUCACAAUUUGUAGUUGGUAGUUAUCCAUUGGAGUCAUUAAAAAGGUCUAUAUCUUCACUACUCUGUUUUUGUGACUAGUACUUUGAAUAUGCAUUGUCAGUACUUUCCUCAGUGUUGUAUAAUAUUGUUCUUAGUAUGACUACAUAAAACAUUUUGGUCUUUAUUGUAAUGAAAUAUGAGCCGUCCAGUAAACAAAGUGAUUAUCUCCAUUAAACAAAAUGUUGAUAAAUAUGAUUAAUAUAUAUUUUUUUAAAUUCCUCUUAUAAUAUAAAUUCAAAUAUAUAAAGUAGAAUGCAUAAAUACAGAUAUAGUGUUCAUCUAAAGUGAUAUAAAAUUAAUAAGAAAGAAUAGCAAAAAAUAAUCGACAGUAAUUUUACAGUUUUUAUGUGACUGGUUCUCUCUUUUCCAAUGGGUCUCAUCCUACUACUAUUUUUUUAUUCAAAAAUUAUCGACUCUGGUUUAUACCUCCUACAAAUUUUCUUAUCAUAAGAGCUUCAAAUUCUGUAUCUAUUAUAGUCACAUUUCAAUUGUAUAAGAUGGGGUUUGGACCUUUCUAACAUUAUCCAGUGUAAUUGUAUUUUAAGCCAAUUUACUGGAAACCCUAUGACGCUUACUUUUCUGUUAAUGAUUGAUUUUUUCAAAGAUUUGCAUGAAAAAAAAACUUGGAGGAUCAUUUGUAUUAGAUAAACUGGUGAUUUCUUUUUGAAUUUUUUAAUCAUACCAAUCAUAUGAUGAACAUUGUUUUUCCAUUUUUUUUUCAAAAUCUGAGUUAUUGGGUAAGAAAGAAUUUUUUACUUUUGACGGCAUCUGUAGUUUAUAGGGAUACAUUUUUUUACAGGUAUUAAAUUUUCUCCCCUAUUCUUGUAUACCAAACCUUUUGUUCUGAUAUGCUUUUGUAAAUUUCUUGUUCAUUUAUCUGAAUUAGACUUCUGGGAGUGAUUGUUGAAAAGACCAAAAAAAUUUAUAGUCGAAAUCACCAUUAUACUAACUACUGCUUGCAUUGCUGGUGCAUUUGAAUUGCGUUACUGAAAUGAUUUACAUUAGAGUAUGGUGUUAAUCAAAAUGGCUUCUGAAAUAAAUUACUUAUUUUUCAAGGGCAAGAAUGUUUUUGCUGUGUAGUGGUGUUAAUCUUCAUUAUUCAGUUAUUAUAAAUAUAAAAAGUUAUGACUAUACCAAGUGCUUUGGCACUUGAAUUCAAGAUUUUUCAAAAAGUGAAGUUGAUCAAUAUGUGCACCGAACGGCUCAUAUCUUUCAUAUUAUUCUCAGUCACCAGCUAUUUUGUUCUCUUCCAAAGCUCUAUUUUUGGUGUGUCUAAUCCAUUAUCACUAAAUUAAAACCGUUUGAAGAAAAUACUACCAUUGUGAAACAUUUUAAAAUCGAAAUCUAUGUCUAGAUGUUUACUGUACCUGUGAUAGCGCAUUUUACUUUUUUUAUUGUAAAUAGCAACUAUUAAGCUUACAACAGAUUUCAUUAUUAUGAAACUGUAAAAAGCGAGAGGUAAGACUUCAAUUAAAGUGUGUGUAAAUAUUUAUUUUUAUUUUAAAAAGAAAUAUUAGUUACAAGAGUAUCGCCUUAUUUCUUGUUCAAUAUAAGCUUCUUGAAUUGUGAAAAAUCUUUGGAAGAAUUUAACUUGCUAAAUAAAAAGUAAAUCUCCAAAAUUGACAUGUCUUCUUUUGUUUGUUUUUUCAUAAUUUCUAUCAAGGUUGGAGUGUUUAUAUAAGUAUUUUUCAAUCAUGAAGGUUCAUUAAUGAUCUCAGAAUUAUUUCAAGAGUUAGGCAAUCCGAACAAAAAUAAUCUUAUCUACUUUCUGCAUUAAUAUUCUCAUUUUUUUUGUAAUAUUUUAUACCAGUACAAGGUUUGUAGAGAUUUUUAAAGGUAUGCUUAAGAAUCGGUCCGAAUAGUUUUAUCUUAAAAGGGCUCGAAGCCGUAUAAUAAACAUUUGAAUAAAAACGAUUUAAUUAGAUUAUGUCCACCUAAUAUCGGUAGUUUACGUUUGACAAAAUAGUUUCUAUACAAUUUAAACGAUAUUGAUAUCAUUUUCUUCAAUAAGCAAAAACCACAUCUACUUAAAAAUAUUUUGUAACUAUGUUAGUAGCUACUGUGUAAUCUUUACACAUAAUUUCAAUUCUAUAAACACAAAUAUGUGAAUGGAGUUCACAAAUUAUUCAGUUACCAUAAUAUCAUUAGAAAAUUGUACCAUAUACUAUUUAUACAUAAAGCUUGUGAAAUCUGUUUUAUUGUUGAGGUUAAAAUAUCUAUUCCAUGUAUCUAGCAUAUCCAUUUACUGUAUAUAAGAAUAUGUUACAGCUGCAUACUUAAUGACAAGUGUAGACAUUCUGGUUCUUGUCUUCAAAGUUUCUCUCUUAUGUUGUCUUAUUUAUAGUAACUUUGCCCAUUCUAGUUCCAACAAGUUUCUCCUGAAGGCAGUUGAAAAUAAUGUUUUCAAAACCGGUUGAGGAUUGGGUUUUUGAGAAAAAAAAUGCAUAAAUUCAUUUGAAGAGAGUGAAGAUGAAAUAAUUUGUAGGGAAACUCUUAUAACUAAUGAUACUAAUGGGGUGGACUAUCUGGAUAUAAGUUAAUUUUAGUAUAGAAGAUUUUUUGGAGAAAGUAUCUACAUUAUUAUAAAGCAGGUGAAAUGUUUCCAAAAGAUUUCAUAAAUAAUUUCUCCAUAUUCAAUAACAUAGACGAACAUAACUUUUUUGUUGUCUAUAUUUAUAUUAUCAUUUUACAACAAUAAUUUAACUGAAAAAAGACACGGCUAUAAAUGAUUUAUAAGGUGCUUCAAGAAUUAUGUAUUACAAUAAUUUAUAAUAAAAAUGUCCCAAAAUAAGUGCACGCUUCCUAAAACAGAAUACUAAUCGAUAUAUAAACCUUUAAAAGGAUGACUUUGGAAGUAGUUACAAGAUAGUGUGACUUUAACACUUUGGAGAAAUUGUUUCUUAUACUCUAUGAACAAAAAAGAUAACACGGUUUUCAAUUUAGUCGAUGGUAUAAAUGUACUUGACUGUAAAUGAAAAUGUGACCUUACAAACCUCAUUUAUUAAACAAAAUGAUUAUUCAUAUGGGGCAGGUAAUAACAUGAAUCAGCUUAGUCACUAUCAAAAUAUGACUGUGCUCAGUUCGCAUUAUUUCACUCCAGUAAUCCAGUCUGGUGUUGAACUGGAUUAUAUCGUCCACAUUCCAGACAUUAAAAAGUUGUUAAAUUGGUAACACAAUGCUUUCAAGAAAGAAGUAGAAAUUGUUUUAUUAAUUAUUACCGUUAGAAGAACUGAAAAGGGUGAAAAACACAUAUUCUCUAUACAAAAAAGUAAAUUGAAAAAAAUUUCCAACGCUGGAUUGGAAAAAUGAGAACCGGGCUUAAUCGUAACCGUUUGGUAAAAAAAUGAUAUUUUCAGUCCAUCCCUUUGUAGAGUUUUAUCAGCUCUAUUUUUAAGUUCUAAAACAAUGUAAACAUUUUUCUUUGGAUAUACUAUAGCUCUAGAAAUUAAAGUACAUAAUUCUGGACCACCUUCUAUAAUUUAUGUUAAUUAUCUUUAAUUAUAAAGCCGCCUGAUCUAAUACCCUCAAUUUUUUAUAAAAUUUCAUAAAGAAAUUAGAUGCAGCAGCUUUAACUUAACCUAUAUUAUAAUGUAUGUAAUGAAACUUUCUAUUUCAAAUUAUAUUGCAAAUAUAUAAAUAUUUAUAUAUUUAAUUUUCUUUAUUGCCUCAGCCAAAAUAUUGUAAAGUUCAUAAAUUAAAUAAAUAUGUAAUUAUUAUUAUUUCAUUUAUAAAUAUGUCAUAAUGUAAAAAAGUAAUUUAGUGAAUUUUUUUGAAGAACUGUCCAAAUUCAAGGAUGAAAUGAGACAGUAUAUUCAAUUUUAGAAGAAGUGUCAAAUUUAUGAAAGCUUCCUUAGCUUAGGUUCCAUAUCUACAUUUGGUUCCUAUAUUUUGUUUAAUAAUCUUUAUUAUGAAAAACUGCGUACGUCAUUUAAAUAUUAUAUUAUUUAUUUUGCAAUGAUUCCACUAUUUGUCUCCAUACUGUUUAUUAUAUUGCUUUUGAAAAGUUGUAUCUAAUAAUCUUUUAAUAUAUCAUUUGUUGAAA